AUGGUACCUGAACACACAAAUGUCACCAAACCACAUCCUAGCCCAGGCCUUUUCGCGCACGCCGUGUUGCGUACGACCAUGGACCACUAUGAGGAGAUGAGUCAAUGGUACAUUGAUCUACUCUCUGCGGAGAUCGUGCACAAGACAGCGAAUAUUACUUUCCUGCGUUACGACGAGGAACAUCACCGCAUAGCCAUUUUCGCAAGCCCAGACCAUGUGCCGAAGAUUGAAGGUCAUCGCACUGCCGAAGUCGAUCAUUUGGCAUUUACAUACCCCACCCUCACGGAGUUGGCGCAUGUGUAUACGUCUCUCAAAUCGAGAGAAAGACCCUGGAAACCAGUAUGGACCAUCAACCAUGGACCCACGACCAGCAUCUACUACCGCGACCCGGAUGGCAAUAAAGUUGAACUUCAAGUCGACAAUUUCGACACCAAGGAAGAGGCUGACGCGUUUAUGAAAGGCCCGCUGUUCAGCAUGAACCCGAUUGGGACAGAGAUUGAUGCCGAUGAGUGGGCGGAGGAGAUCUUGGCCAAAGUUCUCCCAAAUGGUGAGGAGGGCUUGAGCAAUGAUGAUAUUAAAAGGAUCAAAACAAGGAAGGAGAUUGGCGAGCGUUAUAGUCUACCUGAAGGUCUUUCAUAA
This is a messenger RNA of Exophiala aquamarina CBS 119918, 639 nucleotides long. RefSeq lists its product as uncharacterized. The record is from RefSeq and is a predicted model, not a curated record. The transcript has a single exon. Lineage: Eukaryota; Fungi; Ascomycota; Eurotiomycetes; Chaetothyriales; Herpotrichiellaceae. Bases 1 to 639 code for a protein of 212 amino acids.